CGACACAACUUGGAGUUUUGAGGCUCAGUAAACGAGGUCCUUUGCUUGCCCGUAAUUUCUUUCUCUCCAACACUUAUAAUACAUCUUUUGCAGUGCAUAUGCUUAUCAAUGGAUGGGGAAAUAAUAAGGGUAAAAGGGGUGAGUGAGGGAUUUGCCUUUGUAUUAUAGGGGUGGCAUUCAAUAUCUGACGACCCACGUUAGGACACCUUUUUCAGAAUUUUCAGCUGCACUGCUUUGCUUUCUCCACUGCCACAUAUCCCUCUCUCUCUCUCUCUCUCUCUUUGUCACACACACAAACGCGUAGACACACCACUGUUCUUUUCCACCUUCAUUUAUCUUCUAUCAAGCUUUUAGUAUUUAGUUACAAUUGACUAAAUCCUUUCUUCUGCACUAGUCUCUUUCCCCUGCUGAGAGAAGAUGAGCAUAACUCAAGUCUGUGUCUCCUGCCACAAAUAUAGACAAAUUACCUUCAUAUGCCUCAUUCUCUUUGCUAUUGUUUUCACGGCCCAAGGAAGAGCAAUUUCCAGUUUUAUAGAAGUUGCCCAGGAGAAGGACAUGAGAAUCAUGGUGGCAAAACCUCGGAUAGGGUCUAGGCCUCCUAAGUGUGAGAAAAGAUGCAACACUUGUGGGCACUGUGAAGCAGUUCAAGUCCCGGUUGCACCUCAAAUUCAAACCCAUAGAAGGCAUUAUUCAUCAGCAAGAGCAACCAAAGCUGUUACUUAUUCAUCAAGAGAUGAUCAUCUUUCCAAUUACAAACCAAUGAGUUGGAAAUGCAAGUGUGGGGACUACCUUUUCAAUCCAUGACCCAAAGGGGUGACUAACACCCAUAUUUGUUUGGGAAUCAGAAAUUCAAAGAAAUGUAUGAUUUAAAUUAUCUAUACAUAUUCCUCCUGAUCCCUCCCACCUUGUAUAUUGUAGAUAUUUGGCAAUUAUAGUCGACAAUUAUGUCUUCUUCUUACUUAAA
Molecule: messenger RNA, 964 nt
Organism: Glycine soja
Lineage: Eukaryota; Viridiplantae; Streptophyta; Magnoliopsida; Fabales; Fabaceae
Product: EPIDERMAL PATTERNING FACTOR-like protein 2
Exons: 3
Coding region: 418-804 (128 amino acids)
Biological process (GO): guard cell differentiation; stomatal complex development
Source: RefSeq, a predicted model, not a curated record